AUGCGGACGUCUGUAGUGUCACUUAGAUGUCACCGUCAUAGGGACUGUCUUGCUUACCGAGAUCUUCAGGCCGUUGCAGCCCAUCCAUUAGCCAACCAGGUUCAGCCUGUUGUUCAUAGAGGCCUUCAACACGUCGGUAUUUCUACCAAUUCUAACUACCACAACGUCAUACGCAAAGACAACUGUUUCUAUUCCGACUGGUAA
Molecule: messenger RNA, 204 nt
Organism: Cinara cedri
Lineage: Eukaryota; Metazoa; Arthropoda; Insecta; Hemiptera; Aphididae
Source: the annotation of a GenBank genome assembly